CUGAGGUUUCGCCACAGCCCCCGCUGGGUCCUUUUUCUUGAUUUUAUUUCCCCCAUUCGAUUCUGUAAUCUUUUCUUAUUCUUUCCUCUUCUUUUUUUUUCGCUUACUUUCCUUUUUAUUGCCAUUUGGCGAUUCCAGCAACUAGAUUCAGAAUCCAUUUGUCUCGCUGUCGUUUGAUUGAUCCAUUGCUAUAGUCGGCAGGCACUGACUAUGAACACAUACUAUGAAGAAGCAGCGGUCGCAAGUGAAGAGUACGAAGAUCCUCAUUGUCACGGUUGUCUCGAACCCAUUGAAGACGGCUCCGUUCUUCAGUUUGGCGACGGCAUUUGGCAUUUCGAAUGUUUUCGUUGUGCAAAGUGUAAAUCACUUGUUGAGUGCUACAGCAAACUUUUGUUACUAAGAGACGGUAGUCCGAUAUGCGAAGAUUGUUCCUAUCGAUGCAACGCUUGCAACGAAACCAUCAGGGAUGAAGCUAUCAUGACAGGCGAGGAAGCGUAUCACGCAGAUUGUUUUCGAUGUGUCCAGUGCCAAACCAAGAUAGAAAACCUGGUUUUCACACAAACGAGUAAGGGUAUUUUUUGUACAGCAUGCCAUGAAAUGCGCAGGCAACUGCGACAAAGACGAAAAGAGGAACGGCAGCAUCAUCACCGAGAUUCUGCCAAAGAUGGACAGUCCGAAGAUCAUAUGAGCCCUGACGAGACCAACCUCAAUCACGGUCAUCUCAGCCGAAAUGCGUCAUUAACGUCACCGCAAAGGACAAAAGAACGCAAACGAUCGGUUUCUAGAAGACCUAUCGAGAUGGUUCGCGACCCCUCAGCCAUUUCUAUUUUAAAUGCCUAUUCGGAUCCCGCUAAUGAAGACAACAAAUCCAUUCUCAGCAGCGUUGAAGUGGCAGAGUUGAAUGAUAUGCUCAAUGCAGCAUUGGACCUUCAUGGUCAGGAUGACACUACUGGGAACUCGGGUGACCGUGAAGCCAACAGCCAUCCCACAUCAGAUAUGGUCUUGACGCACAAUGCCGAUCAGAUAACCAGCAAAGAUAAUCGCGACCAAAACAACGUGUCACCCAAUGCCUCCGACGCGGAAGUAAGGGAGGAGCUUCAAACGACAAAGACCCGUUUGAAGGAAAUCGAAGGCAAAUUUAACCGAAUCAAAGCCAUUAGUCGAAAGGCAUUGGACGAGUUCCACGUGGUCAAAGAAGGUUACGCGCAAGAAGUAGUUGCUCGACGCGAAGCUGAAAAUCUCGUGAAACAGUUGAAAAACGAAUUAGCCUUCUACCAACAAAUAAAACUGUUUGGCGGCAACGAGUUUGUGACCAACAUCAAAGAAGAGAUCAACGCAUUGAACAAAACCAAAGCACAGUUGGCGGAGACUUGCGAAACACUCCGGAUUCAACGAGACGAUAUUACCAAGGAGUUGGAUACGUUGUUGCAGGGCCGCGCGUCCAGUGACUCUCACUCACAGAUGCCAUGGGAAAAAGUGCCUCCUCCCUACCAACAGCAACUCGUGUCGAUUCGCAAGGAUGUCGAACUCGAAAAAUCCAGUUACAGCAAACUUAUCAAGGCACGCGACGAUAUUAUCAACGAAAUGAUUAUGCUCAACACGAAAAACGCGCAAUUGACGUCUUUGAACAAUGACCUAUCGCGUCGAGUGAUGGAACGUGAACGUGAAGCGAUUGCGGUGAUGGCAGGAACUAGCUUUCUCGGCACUUCAGCGCAAGACGAAUUGGGAGCGGAUCGCGUGGCGCGACACCGGCGCACACCUUCUGCCAGUCAUUCGGCGGCAGCUUCCCCAGAGAAAAAACACGCCGAGAUUGCUCAUCAUACACCCAAAGUCGCUCAACGGGACAGUUUUAAUGGAGCUGAAGCACCACGGUUAUUUAAAUUUCGACGAACCAAAGAAGCCAAAGCCGCCAAACAUGCCAAAGACCACGAGGCUCUCAUAGGCUUACCAUAUGAUAGCACGGAAAAGGGAUCGGAUGUCAGCAACGAAGCGACGGUUACCAAAAAAGAGAAAUCUUCAUUUGAGGAAGUCUUUUAUAAUCGAGCCAACGGCAAUCAUCACUUCACCCAGACGAAGUUUUUGCGUCCUCAAAAAUGCGAAGCAUGCGGCGAAAAAAUGUGGCGCGUGAGUGAAUACAAAUGUUACGAGUGCGGAAUAGUUUGUCAUAUCAAAUGCGUCUAUAAUGCGCCUCCGCAAUGCGGGAGAAAAACUAGUUCAGACUCGAACAAGAGUGAAGUCGAUAAAUUACCGUCGUCCACCAUGUUUGGCAACGAUUUGGCAAAGCAAGUACAGUCUGAAAAGGGCACCAUACCACUUAUUGUACAGACAUGCAUUGAAGCCGUGGAAACCCGAGGAAUGGAUUACGAAGGCAUAUAUCGCAAGUCGGGCGGUGCCGGACAAAUGCGUAUCAUUCAACAAGCGUUCGAACAAGGCAACAUUCCCGAUCUGUGCGAUGAACAAGAAUUCAAUGAUGUCUGCGCCAUCACCAGUAUCCUAAAACAGUACUUCCGCGAUCUUCCUAAUCCCCUUUUUACACAUGAAUUACACGCCAAAUUUAUGGAGGCUACCAUGAUGUCUGACACCACCGAACAAUAUCAUCAAUUUCAACGUGCCAUCCAUUCGUUGCCGGCCGAGAAUUAUGAUACGUUAAAGUAUCUUAUGCAGCAUCUCGAUAAUGUCCGUCAACAUAGCAAAGACAACCUGAUGACUUCGAAAAAUAUUGCCGUCGUCUUUGGGCCGACGCUCAUGCGUCAUGAAGAUGAACAUCUCGAUAUCCUGGACAUGAAUCGUAAAAUUGGCGCCAUUGAAUUCAUUAUCAACCAUCUGUUACUAUUUGACAAACCGGCGGCUCCUCAAGUGAUACAGAGUAAUCAUUCUUCCCCCUUACCUGUGCGGCAGAAUUCACUCGGCAUAUCGGCGAGAAAACAACAUCGACGAGAAGCGUCCAGUGACCAAAUACUUCGGAACGGUUUCGCAGCUCCACCAAGGGAACGUGCAGGCUACAUCUAGUUUACCCAAUGUCUGAUACUGCUUUAUAUAUUUUUUCUCAUCAUCUCGCUGGUUCGAGAUCUUAUAGCAUAUCGAUAAUCAUAUAUUUUUUACACAAUGCAACCGUCAUCCUGGCAAUCUCUUGAAAUUCAACACCGACACCCCAAGGAGACGACACAAAGAUUUAUAGAGCAUUUCGGAUACGGGAUGCAUCAUGACAAUAAAAUAAACAGUGCAUCUGUUCGUCUCGGUUGUUAUCGU
Radiomyces spectabilis is the source of this 3249-nucleotide messenger RNA. RefSeq lists its product as uncharacterized. The transcript is spliced from 12 exons. Gene Ontology annotation, biological process: signal transduction. Bases 211 to 3009 code for a protein of 932 amino acids. The record is from RefSeq and is a predicted model, not a curated record. NCBI's taxonomy places the organism in Eukaryota, Fungi, Mucoromycota, Mucoromycetes, Mucorales, Radiomycetaceae.